Molecule: messenger RNA, 1605 nt
Organism: Capronia epimyces CBS 606.96
Lineage: Eukaryota; Fungi; Ascomycota; Eurotiomycetes; Chaetothyriales; Herpotrichiellaceae
Exons: 2
Coding region: 1-1605 (534 amino acids)
Molecular function (GO): oxidoreductase activity
Source: RefSeq, a predicted model, not a curated record
AUGGGUUCCGUGUCGAAUCGGCCUCAAUACGAUGCCAUCAUCGUCGGGGCCGGAUUUGGAGGCCUGUACGCGCUGCACGAACUGCGCAAGCGCAACUUCAAGACGCUGGUGAUCGACGAGGCGCCCGACAUCGGCGGCGUGUGGUACUGGAACGUGUACCCCGGAGCACGCGUCGACACCAAGGUGCCGCUGUACGAAUUCUCCAACAGCGAGCUCUGGAAGGACUGGGUGUGGAGCGAGAAGUACCCCGGGACACGGGAGAUCCAGCGGUACUUCGAGCACGUCGAGUCGAAGCUGCACCUGAAGAAAGACGUGCUGUUCAACACGCGGGUGGUCGGGGCCGACUUUGACGACGCCAACAGCCAAUGGAGCGUCAAGACUCUGGACGGGCCGGAGCUGACGACGCGACAUCUGAUCCUGGCGACGGGGUUCGCGUCCAAGGCGUUCGUCCCCAACUUCCCGAACCUGGACAAGUUCGCCGGGCCGCACUUCCACACGUCGCGCUGGCCGCAAGGCGGCGUCGACUACGCCGGCAAGAAGGUCGGCAUCGUGGGCAACGGGUCGAGCGGGCUGCAGGUGAUCCAGGAGCUGGCGCCAUCGGUGGGCCACCUGACGGUGUUCCAGCGCAACCCGACAUACGCGCUGCCGAUGCGGCAGCGACCAUUGACGGUGGCGGAGCAGGACAAGGCGCGAUACACGGCGCUGUACGAGCUGCGGCGCCACACGUUCGCGGGGCUGGACGCCGAGUUCAACGUGCAGCUGGACCCGACGCCCGAGGCGCGCCACGCCUUCUUCAGCAAGGUGUGGGACGACGGCGGGCUGGCCUACUGGCUCAGCAGCUACCAGGCCGUCAUCAUGAACAAAGAAGUCAACCGCGAGGCGUACGAGUUCUGGCGCAGCAAGGUGCUGCCGCGCAUCAAGGACCCGGCCAAACAGGAGCUGCUGGCCCCGGCCAACCCGCCCUACUACUUCGGCACCAAGCGCGCCACGCUCGAGCAGCAGUACUACGAGGUGUACAACCGCGACAACGUCGACCUGGUCGACGCCAAGAACAACCCCAUCGUCGACGUGCGGCCCGACGGCGUCGUCACCAAGGACGGCACCUUCAUCGAGCUCGACGUUUUGGUGCUCGCCACCGGCUUCGACUCCGUCACCGGCGGCAUCCUCAACAUCGACCUGAAGGGCCGCAACGGCCAGUCGCUGCGGGAGAAGUGGAAGAAAGGCACCUGGACCAACUUGGGCCUGAUGACCCACGGCUUCCCCAACCUGUUCUUCCUGUACGGGCCUCAGGGCCCCACCUCCUUCUGCAACGGUCCUACCUGUGCCGAAAUCCAGGGCGACUGGAUCGUCCAGACCCUCGAGUACCUCCGUCUGCAUGACCACAAGGAACUCGACCCCUCCGCCGAGUCCGAGGCUGGCUGGAGGGCCCUGACUAAUGCCAUUGGCAACGCCACUUUGCUGCCCGAGACUGAUUCCGAGUACAUGGGCACCAAUAUCCCGGGGAAGCCUAAGGAGGUGCUGAACUAUUUGGGUGGUUUGAACGACUAUGUCAAGCGCAUCAACACUACUGUUGCUCAAGGAUAUCCUGGGUUUGAUAAGAACUAG